This is a messenger RNA of Hibiscus syriacus, 3528 nucleotides long. RefSeq names its product flowering time control protein FPA-like. The record is from RefSeq and is a predicted model, not a curated record. Gene Ontology annotation, molecular function: RNA binding. NCBI's taxonomy places the organism in Eukaryota, Viridiplantae, Streptophyta, Magnoliopsida, Malvales, Malvaceae.
UUCUCUUCCUUAACCUCGGCCUUCUCUUUUGGAAUUCCGUCUAACUUUUAGGGUUUCAUAUUUCAAAAUCACUACCUCGCUCGUUCCCUUUUUUAACGGUUUGUUAAAAAUAUAGCAUUUAAAUUUCGAACAAUGUUCCCGUCGAUGAGGCAGCAGAAGCUAGGGAAGGAAUCGGAAGUGUCCGAUACGCCGUCGAACAAUCUAUGGGUGGGAAACUUGUCGGGCGAGACGGUGGAUUCGGAUCUGAUGGAAUUAUUCGGCAAGUUUGGCGAACUCGAUAGCGUCGCCACGUACUCUUCUAGAAGCUUCGCUUUCGUGUUCUUUAAACGCGUUGAGGAUGCGAGGGCGGCUAAGGACGCUCUCCGAGGAGCUACCUUGCAAGGAAACCAGAUCAAGAUUGAGUUUGCUCGACCGGCAAAACCUUGUAAGAGUCUAUGGGUUGGUGUUGGUGGAAUUAGCCAAACUAUUUCAAAGGAGGAAUUGGAAGAAGAAUUUUCCAAAUUUGGUAAAAUUGAAGACUUCAAGUUCCUUAGAGAUCGUAAUACUGCAUUUAUUGAGUAUUUCAAAAUGGAAGAAGCUUCCCGUGCUAUGAGAAGCAUGAAUGGGAAGAAAAUAGGUGGUGCACAGAUACGAGUUGAUUUUUUGCGAUCUCAUCCUUCAAGAAGAGAACAGUGGCCGAUCUCUCAUGAUUUCAGAAAUGGUCCUUUGGCCGGGAGGAUGGGGCCAUCUGAUAGCCUUUUGGCAAACAGACCUCAUUCUCAAUUAGGUGGGCAAAAGGGAGACGGUCAGCCUAGCAAAGUUUUGUGGGUAGGUUAUCCUCCCGCUGUUCUGAUUGAUGAACAAAUGCUUCAUAAUGCUAUGAUACUGUUUGGUGAGAUUGAGAACAUUAGGAGCUUCCCUUCAAGGCACUUUGCCUUUGUGGAGUUCAGGAGUGUGGAGGAAGCUCGUCGUGCUAAGGAGGGCUUACAGGGUCGUUUAUUUAAUGAUCCAAGGAUCACCAUUAUGUUCUCAAGUAGUGAAUUUGCACCUGGAAAAGAUUACUCUGGCUUUUAUUCAGGCAAAAAGGGGCCAGGGUCCGACAUUCUCUUGAGUGAUAAUCCAUUUAGGUCUUCACAAAUGGACAUAUUUGGUCAAAAUCCUACAGUACUACCUAGUACAGUAACUGGACCAUUAGCAACUAGUGGAAUUCUUGGACCAAAUGUGCAAAUCAGGCCAUUUAAUCAUCAAGGUAGCUAUGAUCAUCUGCUUUCAGGUUUGGAAUACAAAGAUUUGUCUGUGCAUCGUAAUAUGUUGGAUGCUGAUCUCAAAAAUCCCACGGUUCCAAAUUGGAGGAACUCUUCUCCUUAUGACCCUUCUGCUCAAGGUCUCAGACCUCCAUUUAGACAGGCAUCUGGUUCUUGGGAUGUUUAUGACGUGAGUCAAUUUCAGAGAGGUGCAAAACGUUCGAGGAUAGAGGCUUCAUUGCCCAUUGAUGAUGGUUUACCUUUAAGAAGGAUGGAUGAUCUUGGGCCUGUUUCAGACCACAUUGGGCCAGUAAUUGGUGUGGGUGUUUCAGGUCCAUUUUUGAAUGUCCAGGGGAAGGAUCGUGUUAAUCCAGUGCCUGUAAAGAUCACUGCUGGUGGACUCGGACGAGCUCAUGCCGAUAAUGAUUACAUUUGGCGUGGCAUUAUUUCCAAGGGUGGAACAGCUGUUUGUCAUGCUCGAUGUGUUCCCAUUGGAAAGGGGCUCGAGACAGAACUUCCCGAAGUUGUUAACUGUUCUGCCAGAACAGGAUUGGAUAUGCUAGCAAAACACUAUUGUGAGGCUAUCGGAUUUGAUAUUGUUUUCUUCUUACCUGACAGUGAAGAUGAUUUUGCAUCAUACACUGAAUUUCUUCGCUACCUUGGUUCAAAAAACAGAGCUGGUGUUGCUAAGUUUGAUGAUGGGACAACACUAUUUUUGGUGCCGCCAUCGGAAUUCUUAACGAAGGUUCUCAAAGUUGCAGGACCUGAACGGCUCUAUGGUGUUGUUUUAAAGUUGCCUCCACAGUUGCCUAUCACUACACUGCAGUCGCAUCCAUCCUUUCUUUCUCAUCAUGAUUAUAAUCUUGCACGCUUGAAGGAUGAACAAGCUUUGCCGAUGGAGUAUGGAAGGGUUAUGCAUGAGGAAUCGGUACCUUCUGCAAGACCACUUGGGCAAUCUACUGUACAAAGUCAACCACCACUCAAUAAUGCUACGACACUUCCCAAAACUGGUGUUUCUUUAACACCUGAUCUGAUUGCUACCCUAACUUCUUUCCUCCCAACUGUUUCACAGUCUGCUGCUGUUGGAGAUGUCCAGCCUCCACUGGUGGCAUCCACUACACAGUCCUCAUUUACUAAAUGCAUUGCGCCAAGAGGAGCUGCACAGGUUUGGAACCAGGAGCAGCAAGCUUAUGACCCUGCAGCCUCAUCUUUCCAACAGUACAAUCCGCCGGCACAGUUACCACCACCAUUUCAGCAUUACUUUUCUAUAACCAGUCACCCAUAGUCCACCCAGAUGGCUCUUGGAAGCACCAAGAAUCUGGAUUCUGCAGUCAGCUUACCACAGCAAACGGCUGCAUCUUCAAGGCCAUUAACUAAUUUCAAUAUCCCUUCUCAAAGAGAACAUGGUGCAGUUCCUGCCUCUGUUAGCCAGCAGUAUCAUCCCGAGGUCCCUUCUAAUACACGGAAUGGCUAUGGAAUGAUGCAUGGAUCAGAUGCUUCCGGGUUGUAUGGUGUGCCAGAUUUUCAGCAGCCGAGCAAUGCUAAUGUUUCGUCUAAUCAGGUUCAAGGUGCUAAUGUUUCUCAGCCACUAAAUUUGAUGCAAGGUGACAAACAAAAUUUGGAGCUUCCUAGUCGUGGACAGCAGCAGCAAUCUGUGGUUUCUGGAGCUGGUCAGGGCAUAUCAGAUGUGGAUGUUGAUAAAAACCAGCGAUACCAGUCAACUCUGCAAUUUGCAGCUAGUCUUCUCCUCCAGAUUCAGCAGCAGCAGCAGACAAAUACUCCUGGUGGACAAGGGGCGGGGAAUCAACACUGAUAUCUUCUCCAAUCUAGGUAAUUGUCUCUUAACUUGUUUUCUUGAACAUAUACAUGCUAAAUUGGUUAGUUUAGGGAAUUUCUUGAUUUUUUUAUGUGAUGAUAGCUGUAUGUCGAGUGUUAUUAUCCUUCUUUUAUAUGGUUGCAUAUGCAUUCUGAAAAUUAUGCAUAACCUUGGUGAUUUAGAGCUUGGAAAAUGUAGCCGUAGUGUCAUGCAAUUUGGCCAGAUAGUUUACUAUUUUGUGAAUAGAAAAUGGGCCAUCUUUAUUGUAAUGAGAUGGCUGCAAUCCUUUUUGUUUGUUAAAGUGUUUCAAGGUUGCAUUUUGAGAAUGUUAUGGGGUUGAUUGUGACAAAAAGGAUAUGGGUGUUGCUUUACUCUGAUAUGAACUUUUCAAGAGGUUGUAUGUGUGGCCUAUUAGCGCAUGCUGUGAUGUCCUAUAUAUCGUCUCAUGAUGUUUGAAAGCUGAUUCACUGUCAACAAAAUCAUGGUUUC